Molecule: messenger RNA, 1005 nt
Organism: Solanum dulcamara
Lineage: Eukaryota; Viridiplantae; Streptophyta; Magnoliopsida; Solanales; Solanaceae
Exons: 5
Coding region: 181-777 (198 amino acids)
Source: RefSeq, a predicted model, not a curated record
CUUCUCAGUUCCAUUAAACUCAUUUUUAUUUUGUUGAAUUCUCAUUUUCCAGCAGCUCUGUUAUUGUUACAUUCACAAUCAGUUUAAGCCUUUUUUCCAUUGAUAAUUCAUCUUUCAUAUUUCUCUUCCACUUUGUUCUUUGUUGAAGAAAAAUUGUUCUUGAUCCACAAAGUUGUUACAAUGCAACAAGAUUUUGUAUAUGAUCCACAAAUUUUUGGUUUUCGUGAUUACAUCUAUUGCAGUAAUUGCGAAGCUCGAAUUGCACAUGUCAAGGAUUACAUUCCUAAUGUGCACGACUUAGAUUAUGGAGGGUACUUUAAUAGAGUGUUUAAUGUUGUUGUACUAGACCAACCGAAAUUUUAUCAACAAGAAGAUGGAAAUAUCCUAACCAGACUCAAUACUUACUGUGACCAAUGUAAUGUGCUGCUCGGGUGGAGACUUAGGGACGCCACACUACGGUCCGAGUAUUUCAUAACAGGAAGGUUCUUUAUGAGAUUGGACAAGCUUAUGUACCAGAAUCGUGUAACGUUGCAUAAUUCUCUCUUUGGAGGUGAAAAGGGACAGGAUCAUGUUCAAGAUGGAGGCGCUAAUGAUCAACCCUUGCUGUAUUUUAAUGAGGAACAAGUUGGAGACGCUAAUGAAGAGGGUCCUAAUGAUGAAAAUGGAGGCGCUAAUGAGCAAAGUGCUGAUCAAGAUGGAGAUGCAACGAGCAGUUUCAUGAUCAAGCUGAAGGCGCUAGUGAACAGAAUCUUGAACAAGAUGCAUUCCCGUCAAUGAAACGAAUGAAGAUGUAGAUCAACAGGCUGACGGAAAUGCAGACAUUGAUAUAUAGCCUACUCAUGUUGAUCAAAAUGCAGAAAGAUACACACUUUACAAAAUGCUAAUUCAUAAUCGUGUGAUAUUCCUUUUUCUCUUUUUGAUUUUGGGAUUACAGUACAUAUUAUUACUUCAGGUUGGAACAAAGCAAUUAUCUGCUUUGUUUUUCUUUUAAUUUCUGGAAGCAAA